Arabis nemorensis is the source of this 1446-nucleotide messenger RNA. NCBI's taxonomy places the organism in Eukaryota, Viridiplantae, Streptophyta, Magnoliopsida, Brassicales, Brassicaceae. The record is from the annotation of a GenBank genome assembly.
AUGGACUCUAUGGACAUUGAUACUCCUGGUCAAAGUAACAGAAGUGAAUCUCCUCGCCUUCUGCUGAGGCCAGUAAGGCCAUUGGAAUCUGGUUUAGGUUUACCUUAUGCUCCUGAAAAUUGGCCUAGCCCUGGUGAUACUUGGCGUUGGAAAGUAGGACCUAGAAUAACCGGUAAAGGCACCUUUGUGGAUAGGUAUUUAUAUCCUCCUAAGCAUCUUCCAGGUUUAUCUACUGAACUAUCGAGGAAAAGUAACGCGUUUAGGAGCAGGUCAUCGCUUGAACGUUACAUUCGUCUUACUUUCCCUAAAGCAGAUGUUCGCAAGUUCUUUGCUUCUUUCAGCUGGACUAUACCCAGCACAGAUGGUCAGGUUCAGAAACAGUGCAUAUUGCCAGUGUAUAGCUCAGAUGAAGAGCAAAUGCAUGAGAACGGAUCUGAUAUUGUGGUUUGUAAGGCUGGUAAUGACAAAUGCGGGAGCCUGAUGCCACCGACUGAAAUUGAACGUUUACCUUCAAUGCCUUGUGACAUUUGCUGUAGUGAAUCUAAUUUCUGCUCUGAUUGCUGUUGCAUCCUUUGCUGCAAAUCAAUAAGCUUAGAGCAUGAAGGUUAUAGCUAUAUCAAAUGUGAAGCCGUGGUUUCCGAGGGUCAUAUAUGUGGACAUGUUGCUCAUGUGAACUGUGCUCUUCGAGCUUACAUGGCUGGAACCAUUGGAGGCAGCAUUGGGUUGGAUGCUGAAUACUACUGCAGGCGAUGUGACGCUAAAAAGGACUUAGUUCCACAUGUUAACAGGUUCCUGGAAAUAUGUCAGACUGUAGAAUAUCAAGGUGAUGUGGAGAAGAUCUUGAAUCUUGGUAUUUGUAUCCUUCGAGGCUCACAAAGAGACAAUGCUAAGGAAUUGCUGAAUUGUAUUGAAUCAACACUCAUCAAGCUUAAAUGUGGCACGAGCUUGGAAAAUCUUUGGAAUGAUGAUACGCCAACUAUAUGGUCAGAUUUCCCUGACAGUGGCGUUUUGGUUGUAGAUUUAUCUGACUGUGGAGAAGCUAAAGACAAUGAUACAUUGCAAAGUCUACAAGACGUGACACCAAUCAGUCCCAUGCCAUUCAAUUAUGAGGCUGACAUGCACAAAUUUGAGGAAGAUAUCCGUGAGGCUCUAAAAGCGCUGAGAAAUGCUCAGGAAUCUGAGUACCAAAUUGCAGAAGGCAAACUUAAUGCUCAGAAAGAAUGUCUUGAUGAUCUGUAUAGGCAACUUGAGAAGGAGAAGUCAGAGCUAUCGAGGCGUGUAUCAGGUACAGAUGCAGAUAGCUUGAUGACUAACGUGUUGAAGAGAUUGGAUCAGAUAAGAAAAGAAGUCGCAAAGCUUAAGGAAAUGGAAGAAGUGGCUAAGGGAUUUGGUAGGACGCCUAGAGGAAUUCUUGAAGAGUACUUUCAUCUAAGAAUCGAGGAGUAA